Nicotiana tabacum (common tobacco) is the source of this 1643-nucleotide messenger RNA. RefSeq lists its product as uncharacterized. NCBI's taxonomy places the organism in Eukaryota, Viridiplantae, Streptophyta, Magnoliopsida, Solanales, Solanaceae. The record is from RefSeq and is a predicted model, not a curated record.
CCGCAGAAAACAUAGAUGUUUCCCAAGCUCCAUACUACUAUUGCCAUUUUCAUCUACUCCUCUCCUCAAACUUCUGUUCACUAAACCAAAGAAACAGAAUUAAACAAGAAAACAAGUUAAUUACAAUGGAUCCAUGUCCUUUUGUUCGUUUAAUAAUCGAAUCAUUAGCUCUUAAACUACCAUUAGCAGCAACUAAACCAUCUGGUCAUCACGUAAUCCACCCUUCCACAACUCCCUGUUACGCAAAACUCAAGCUCAAAAACUUCCCUUCCCAAAUUACCAUUCUGCCCCUCUCCCCCGCUUCAACCGACUCCUCUCCUCCAGACUCCUCCGCCGUCGCCGCCGGUUUCCACCUCGACGCUGCCGCUCUCCGUCGUGUCUCAGCCAAACCGGUUACUUUACACGUGUCUGUUUUUACUGGACGUAUGGGUCGCACGUGCGGGGUUAGUUCGGGGAAGUUGAUUGGUUCUGUUCAGGUGAGUGUUGAUUUUACUGGGGGGCAUACGGAGGCGCGUGUGUUUCAGAAUGGGUGGAUGAAGUUAGGUACGGGAGAAAAACCGGUGGCGAUGUUACAUUUGGUGGUUCGAGCUGAACCGGACCCGCGGUUUGUUUUUCAGUUUGGUGGUGAACCGGAGUGUAGCCCGGUGGUUUUUCAGGUUCAGGGGAAUAGAAGUCAGCCGGUUUUUAGCUGCAAGUUUAGUGCUGAUCGGAAUAAUCGUUCGCGAUCUCUUCCAUCUGAUUUUAACUUAAACAAUAGAGGUUGGAUGAGAACAUUUUCUGGAGAAAAGGACAGAACAGGAAAGGAAAGAAAAGGGUGGAUGAUAAUAAUCUAUGACCUUUCAGGAUCUGCUGUUGCAGCAGCAUCAAUGAUCACACCAUUUGUACCAUCACCGGGUUCUGAUCGCGUUUCGCGAUCAAACGCCGGUGCAUGGCUCAUCCUCAGGCCAAAUGGUGCUUCUGUUAGUAGCUGGAAGCCAUGGGGUCGACUCGAGGCAUGGAGAGAAAGAGGACCAGUUGAUGGACUUGGUUUCAAAUUUGAACUUGUUACUGAUACUGGCCUUACUAGUGCUGCUAUACCAAUAGCUGAAGGCACAAUGAGCAUGAAAAAAGGUGGACAAUUUUGCAUUGACAAUACAGUGAAAGACUCUGUACUGAGCUCAAAUUCGCCAAUUCGCGGAUUUGUGAUGGUGUCAACUGUGGAAGGUGAAGGCAAGACCAGUGUUCCGACGGUUCAAGUUGGGGUGCAACAUGUAAAAUGUAUGGCUGAUGCUGCUUUAUUUAUCGCUCUUUCAGCUGCCAUUGAUCUUAGUAUGGAUGCUUGUAGGCUUUUCUCUCAAAAACUUAGGAAGGAACUUUGCCAUGAUGAUCAAGAUUCAUACUUCUAAAACUUGGUUGACAAAGCUCUAGCCCUACUAUAUAACAACAACGACAAUAACAAACCCGGUGUAAUCACACAAGUAGGAUCUGGGGGAGGGUAGUGUGUACGCAGCCUUACCUCUAUCUUGUGAAGGUAGAGAGGUUGUUUCUGAUAGACCCUCGAAUCAGGGGAAGCACUCUAACCCUACUAUACAUUCUUUUAUUCACUUGCAGUGAUGACCAAAAAAAUACCCUGGUUUGAGCAUGAAAGAUACCCUUUUUCUUCC